AUUCCUUCCCGAACAGAGCACGCGUCAGCAGCAGCAGAACAGGCAGCAACCAGAGUCCAGACCGUUCGCCGUCGUUCCGACUCUGUCUCCCUCGCCUCGCCCGAAGCAUCAUCCUCGAUGGCCUCGCAGCCGCUCCGCACCGUGCACCUCCGGCGGUCUUCGUCGUCCCCGCGGGCCGCGGCGGAGGUUGCGGCGAUCGCGGUGGACGGCGGCGCCGGGGUGGACCUGGCCCGGGUGGGGCUUGCUCUGGGGCUGGACCCCACCACUGUCCGCCUCAACGGCUACUUCCUCAGCCGGGGGCCCGACCACGUUUCCUCCGCCGUCACGUGGCGCGCGCUCCUUGCCUUCUUCGCCGCGCGAGGGCUGCCCACCGGCGCUCACGCCGACGCGCCCGUCGCCGUGCACGCCAAGCCCGCCGCGCCCCCGGCAUCAGAUCCUACAACUCUUCUAUGCUCAAAGCGAAAAUCUGUGCUGGAAGUCGAAAAAUGCCCCAAGAAGAGAAAGCCACGAGAGAACAGAUCAGCUCUUUCAAAACCUAGGGACGAUCUACUUAGCGAUGAAAUCAUCCUUGGUUUGAAGAGAAGACUCAGAUUGGAAGACACCAGUCCAGCUAAGAAGAUUAAGCAACUAGAAUACAGCUCAGACACACAGCAGCCGGUUAAUUUUUCUUGCAGCUUUGUAAAUGGAAAUGGAAAGCGGCCGCCGGAUGAGGAGAUGGUCACCUCACUUCCAUGGAAAAGAGUUCGGUGACGACCGAGACUGGAGUUGCAUAAAUCUUUGAAAACAGAAGUCAGUUUGCUUGAGACAGCCAUUUUACAUGACAUGUUACAUGUUCCAACGUUCAUGUACCCUCCGAAGCUGUGGUGAAUUGACAUGCCCUGUUACAUGUUCCAACGUUCAUGUAGUCUUCUGAACAGAAGGCCGUA
Messenger RNA from Phragmites australis (common reed), 926 nucleotides. RefSeq lists its product as uncharacterized. The coding region runs from base 118 to 750 and encodes 210 amino acids. NCBI's taxonomy places the organism in Eukaryota, Viridiplantae, Streptophyta, Magnoliopsida, Poales, Poaceae. The record is from RefSeq and is a predicted model, not a curated record. The transcript has 3 exons.